This is a messenger RNA of Rhizophagus irregularis DAOM 181602=DAOM 197198, 777 nucleotides long. NCBI's taxonomy places the organism in Eukaryota, Fungi, Glomeromycota, Glomeromycetes, Glomerales, Glomeraceae. The record is from RefSeq and is a predicted model, not a curated record.
UUUUUAUUACAUGCCCAUAUUUUAUCAUGGUCAGGUGAUACUCCAGGAUUGACCAAACUCAUGCAAUUAACUGGCCAUAAUUCAUAUAAGGGGUGCCGGUUUUGUGAUAUUCGUGGUAUUUACUUAAAUCAUGUGUAUUUUCCUACUAAACCACCUAUGGAAAAAGAAAAUGAAUAUGAAAGAUAUGAUCCUGAAAAUUUACCUUUGCGAACUCAUAGGCAGUUUAAAGAUCGAAUUUUUCAAUUAAACCAAGCAAAUUCAAAAAGAGAAAGAAAAGAAUUAGAAACUGAAUUUGGAAUAAAAGGGCGUAGUAUACUCUUUAACCUUAAAGCAAUUCAUUUUCCAAAUUCUUUUCCGAUUGAUCUAAUGCAUCUUAUAUAUGAGAAUAUUGCCUAUUACAUGUUUAAAUUAUGGACUGGAACUUUUUUUAAUGAUAAUAGUGAUCAAAAUAUUGGUGAUUAUAUUCUUAGCCAAUCUGAAUGGAAGAUUAUCGGUGAAGAAAUGCAUCAAGCACGGAAAGAGUUUCCAACUUGUUUUGGACGACCACCACGCAAUAUAGUAUUAUACCAUAAAGGUUAUAAAGCUAAAGAAUGGGCUGCCUGGAUUACCAUGUAUUCAUUGCCUCUUUUGAAAGGUAGAAUGCCACAGAAACAUUACAAAGGAUGGGCAAAAUUUGUUAAUGCUGUACGUUUAUGUCAAAAAUUAUCAUUAACAUCUCAAGAUAUAAAUGAUAUUAGAUUUUUAUUUCAGUCUUUUUAUGAUUAUUAUGAAAAGUAA